Megalobrama amblycephala (Wuchang bream) is the source of this 6622-nucleotide messenger RNA. It is a transcript of the gene camk1da, whose product is annotated as calcium/calmodulin-dependent protein kinase 1Da. The transcript has 11 exons. The coding region runs from base 410 to 1750 and encodes 446 amino acids. Gene Ontology annotation, cellular component: cytoplasm; intracellular anatomical structure. The record is from RefSeq and is a predicted model, not a curated record. Gene Ontology annotation, biological process: peptidyl-serine phosphorylation. NCBI's taxonomy places the organism in Eukaryota, Metazoa, Chordata, Actinopteri, Cypriniformes, Xenocyprididae. Gene Ontology annotation, molecular function: ATP binding; calmodulin binding; calcium/calmodulin-dependent protein kinase activity.
UUUGUCAGGUCGCGCGGUGAGGAGCACAGCAUCUUCCUCCUCCUCAUUCACUCACUCUCUCUCCUCAUUGCCAUAACAACGGAUGCAGCGCAUCAGUCCGCGCGGGAUCAACAUUCAGCAGCCGCGCGGGGCGGAAUAAACCCGCACCGGUGCCGUUAAGACACCGCAAAGGUGAAACACGCACGCACGCGCCUCUCUGAACUAUUUACGUCAAACCGUUUAAGCUGCUACAGGGAGACGAGCGCACUCGGGAGAUCCUCCGCAGGGUUAUUUGGUAACGGUACAACCGGCGAAGGCGAGAGAAGAAAGAGCAGGAAGUGCAGCGUGGGAAAGCGGGGAAAAUCUCCGGGGAUCUCCAGCGCUCACUUCUCCAUCUACGGUCCUCCUCGUUUUUUUUUUUUCCCCCACCAUGGCUCGGGAGAACGGAGAGGCCGGCGGGGAUUGCUCGUGGAAGAAGCAGGUCGAUGAUAUCAAGGAGAUGUUUGAAUUCAAAGAGGUGCUUGGGACGGGUGCGUUCUCAGAGGUAGUCCUGGCAGAGGAGAGGUCCACAGGAAAGAUGUUCGCUGUGAAGUGCAUCCCUAAAAAAGCGCUGAAGGGGAAGGAGAGCAGCAUCGAGAACGAGAUUGCCGUUCUACGCAAAAUUAAGCAUGAGAACAUAGUGGCGCUGGAAGACAUCUAUGAAAGCUCCAAUCACCUCUACCUUAUAAUGCAGCUUGUAUCUGGAGGCGAGCUGUUCGACCGGAUCGUGGAGAAAGGUUUCUACACUGAAAAAGAUGCCAGUACACUCAUCAGACAAGUACUAGAUGCUGUUAACUACCUUCACACUAUGGGCAUCGUACACCGAGAUCUCAAGCCAGAGAAUUUGCUCUAUUUCAAUCCUCAAGACGGCUCAAAGAUCAUGAUCAGUGAUUUCGGCCUGUCUAAGAUGGAGGGGACGGGCGAUGUCAUGUCAACAGCCUGUGGAACGCCAGGAUACGUGGCUCCAGAAGUUCUCGCUCAGAAGCCGUACAGUAAAGCUGUGGACUGCUGGUCUAUCGGAGUCAUUGCCUACAUCCUACUGUGUGGUUACCCUCCCUUUUAUGAUGAGAAUGACUCCAAACUCUUUGAGCAGAUCCUGAAAGCGGACUAUGAGUUUGAUGCCCCGUACUGGGAUGAUAUUUCUGAUUCAGCAAAAGACUUCAUCAGCUGUUUGAUGGAAAAGGACCCCUCAAAGCGAUACACAUGUGAUCAGGCCCUUCGACAUCCCUGGAUCGCAGGAGACACCGCUCUCUGCAAGAACAUCCAUGAGUCCGUCAGUCGACAAAUGCGCAAAAACUUUGCAAAGAGCAAAUGGAGACAAGCCUUCAAUGCCACGGCCGUGGUUCGCCACAUGAGGAGACUGCAGUUGGGCAGUAGCAUGGGGAGCAGCAUGGACCAAUCGAGCUCCGCCAACCAGAACCGCAUACUGAACGCGAACCAGACGCCAGCUGUACUGCCCAACACCACACCAAACACAACACCAAACACAACACCAAACUCCACACCGGCACUUACCCAAAACCACAAACCUGCACCCAACCCAAAUGCCGUUCUUAUUAAUGAUAUGACCACAGGAACCACCUCUAUACCACGCAAAGACUGUACUGUCCCUCCCCACACUUCCUGUUCUCUAGCAUCAGCUGCUUCCUCCUCUGCCUCAGGGGUGGAGCCCUGCAGGCCACUUCCUCCCUCAGUUGCGUCGGUGAGCACAGUGCUAACUGGGACCAAGUGACGCCAGGUUUUGCGGGGAGAGAGCUGGGAGGCCACCGCCCUGUGAGCCACGCCCCUCAGCCCACUCCCCGCCCUGCCGUCGAAAGUAAGGCAGAGGACUGACCCAUCGCCAUAGCAUCGCCACUGAGAGGCUAAAAACACUGCGCGCGCCUAAUGCACUCCUGCCAUUUAACCUCCAGGCCACUAGAGGGUGCAAUGCAUGCAGCGGCAGGAGACGGAGAUUUCCAGCAGAUGGCUUCCAUUUAGAGAAGUGAAUUCGUGCGGCUGGACAGAACUGUGAUGUCUUUGCUAUGAACGUGCUACGAACCUUGGCAGCCAUGUUACGGGAAAAAAACGAACGAGUCAAAAAGAGCGCAGAGGUUUAGGUGCGAAAGUGUGUGCAUGAUUGUGUCCGCCCUUAUAAGAGGACGGCGCCAAUGUCAAAUAAUUCUUCUUACUAUAUCGUAACAUGUCUAGCUCUUCCCUCUUUCCCUCUGCCCCGUUUUCCCCGAUUACUUUCUCUAUCUACUCACGAUUUAUUGUAUUUCUUGUUAGCUACCAUUUUGAUCUUUCGGGGUUUUUCACUGAUGUGUCAUGCUGACCUGCAGAAGUGCUUUUAAUAAUCACGCUAGACUGUUUUGAGACAUUUUCUGAGUCGAGACUUCUGUUUGCACAUAAGAGAGAACAUUUACUGGCGUUUUACAGUGUUUUUACAAACUCAAAGAUGGGAGAUUGUCGAUUUGAGACCUCACAGUUGGGUUUUAGCAUCACAAAGUUCAAGAUAUCGGUUAAAACAUGCAAUAUGUUUGAUUGUUAUCUUACUUUACUGGACUUUUUUUUGAAAACGCAGAGAAAAAGCAGUUUGACAAGGCUUGUUGCUGUUACUCUCUGCUUCAAACGUGACUUUAAAUACACACAGACAGUAAGUGUUAGUUACUGAAUAUAGUAUAACUGUUACUCAACACAAACACACGCAAAUCUCCUGAAAAGCCAUGGCAGUGUCUUUCUACGCCCAGUGUACGAGUUCUCAGGGAAUUCCGCAGCUGCGCUGGGCACCAUAGUGAUGCUAUCUAUACUAACGCCUCCAUGGUUUGAGAUUGUCUCAUCCAGCCAGAAUAAUGUCAAAAAUGUAGAUUAGGAUGAUAGACAGCUGUUUAACUCUAACAAACGAUUGUAUGACAAUUUGACCAUGCUGUAAAACUGACGUUAUGCUACGUUCAUGUCGUAUCAGAAGUAGCCUACCACAAUUAAAACAAUAUCAAAUUCGACAGUAGUGCGACAGUCGGCCAUCGAUUUUCUCCACUAGAUUUUUAAUGAUAACUUACAAAUCUUUAAAGCCUUUAAAGACCUAAUGUGAGCUACAAGGUUGUUCAUUAAUGCUAUAUGCUUUUGUCAAAGCCUUCAGCCUUUAUUAUAUUUCUACUUAUUUUUUGAAUAAUAAUCGUGUUUAACAGCGGAAUUCCUGGUGAAGGACUACAUUACCCAUGAUCCUAAAAAACUACACUCCCAUAAAGCACUGUAAAUUACAUACCCUGACAAUACUUGUAUGCAUAUUUUGCAAUAAACGUAAAAUAUGUUGUUUCUAUAUACACAAUCAACGUCUUCAGAUAAAUAAUUUUAUAUUUAUCUGUUGUUUUUAAUUGUAUUGUCAUUUUCAGUGCUUCAUGGGAUUUGUAGUUCUUUCCCUGAGAAAAGUAGUUCUUUUUUCCAAUUUUCAAUUGUUUGUAAGUUUGUAAUGUAGUGAUUGACCUUGUAGCUGGUUGGUUUGGUUCAUGGCUUUGGGAAAAUCCCUGUGGAAAAACUGAAAAGGUGCACUCUGUUACACAUUGGAAACAAGUUAAAGGCGGGACUGACUGUUUUGUCCAACCAAUGACAGACAGGGGAGUGUUUAGCGAACCGCUUUGAAACAUGUCAUUAUUUUUCCAAUGUUUUAUAAUGCUAGUGGUGUAGAAACUUCACUUUUAAAGGCAGUUUUGUAUAGAUACUGCUAAUAUUUCUAUUUAAUAUGUCAUUUUAUUAUAGACAGCAUAUCAUGGUGUAUUUUCUUUGCUCUUCCUGAAUUCACGAGAGGUGAAUUAAUGUGGCUAUGAAGUAUUUUGACGGAGUCAAGCAUAUAUCCAUUUGGCGUUAUGAUCAUUUUUGAAUUGUUCAUUCUGAGACCAUAUGAACGCAGCAUAACUAAGGACUUUUAGUGACUGUAAACAUCUUUCCAGUGGGACUCAAAGUGGCUGAAUCUCUAGUAUUGGUUUAAGGGCUAAGUUAAGGUUUUUACACUUCCUUAUUGAUGGGUGACUGGUCUUCUGUCCCCAAACAGCUCUGCUAUUAUGUCCUGUCUGGUUUUUAAAGUGACUGAUGUCUUCUUUGCCCUUUAUGGUUUGUUAAUAUCACAGGAGGGAACCUCGUCUACGGACAAGAUUUAGGAGCGUGUGACAUUUUCCAAAGUGCCAUUGAAUAUCUUCAUGCAUUUCCCAUUAGUUUCGUCCUGAAUGUUUGUUUCAGUGUGGGCGGCACCUCACCGUGAGGGGUUUGAGCUAAUGGCUUUAUUUUUCAGUCAGGUCAUGCAUGCACCAUUUUGUCUUCAUUUUCACACUCGAGAGGAGCUUGUGAUCUCAUAACAGAAAUGCUUUUUCACAAAAUAACUGGGGCGAUGUUUUUUUAUGUUACAAAAGCUAUUUUCUUUGAGGUCAUGUUAAGAGUGAACCAUACUGCACAUUUCUGUUAAAACAUUCAGCCAUUUACGGUCUAAGCAUGAGGUGUUUAAAUGAAUGUUAAGCUCUUUUGAUAGUAUCUGUGGGAUAAUGUCGAUUACCACAGGAAAUAAUUUCAAUUUGUCCCUUAGUAAAAGUCUUUGCAAAGGCAUUACAGAGGGUUUAAAAGCCGAAACGUGCAGCUUAUAUUUUAGUUCAAGCAUUUCUAUUAAUUUUUCUGUACAAAUAUGUGUUAUUUGAGAUUUCUUCUGAUUUGUUAUCACAACAUUUUUUCUUUUGUUGAAAUCAACUUCAAUAAUUAAUGUGGUUCAGAUAACACAAUAUUUUGAGUUUCUGUUGAUUAAAUCAAUCCCCUUCAUUGUAUCAACUCAAAUUUUCAAUUUCAAUGAACUCAAAAUUAAGGCAACCAGGUAACUUACUUUUUUAAGUUAAACCAACAAUUUUUUUUACAGUGUAGGUCAUAUUUUCUGACUUGUGUCAUGUAAACAGUACCUUGUUGGUCUCUUUGUGCAUUUAUUUUAAAUGAAAUUUACCAUAUUUAGGGGUUGAAAUUGGACGUAACUUUGUUCAAACAAGGUUAAUAAGCAAUUUUUGUUUGACUAGUCUUUAUAAUGAUAUUCCUGUUCUCUAAAAACAUUUAUUUUGGUGCAAUUUCUUGCGCUUGUAGGUACAUCACUGUAAAUGUCAUUUUCGCUAAUUUCUAUAAACUGAGGGACAAUUAGAAAUGAUUUUCUGUGGUAAAAGGUCUAUAUUUGAGUUGUACCUGGAACAUUUUUGGCCUAAGUGUGCAUGUACUCUGUGUUUGUGAAUGUCACCUUCUUCUGUGUGUAUUUAUGGGUGUAAAAUGCAGGAAAUUUGUCUGAUAUGCUGGUUAAACCCUCAGUUGGAUAUGCAGAAAAAGUACAGACCAAAACGUUGGGGUGUUUUGAAUGAAGAUAAAUAUAUACAGUUACUGCCACUCCAAGCCAAAUAUAAAUGUAUUUAAAUAUGAUAUAACAAUUAGGUAUAUGAAUUCAUUUUAACAUUAAAUUCAGUAAAUACAUGCACACACAUGUGCCAUGGCUCACACACACACACACACACACACACACACACACAUCCUGAUCAAUCAGUGAGUGCAACGAAGGACAGAAAGGAAGUCAAACACGAUCUGUGUUAGCGACGUUUCAGUUCAAUUCGAUUAUAGCAUCACUGUCGUCUGUCCGUGUCCAGAGCAAAUCACUCCGUGUGUCCAAAGGCUUUGUAAAUAGACUGUGAUUGUGACGUGUCUAUCAUGUUGUCCCUGAGGAGAUGUUAGUGUGUACGCGUUCUGUCUCUUCAUCUCGUUCUCUAAACACUGCCUUUCUCUGCAGUUGUCGGCCACACACUGACUGUAACACACAGAUGUAUAUUCACAAACUUGUGUCUCUAUGUUGUACGUUCCGAUAAAAUCACAUUUCUAUUGUACAAACUUCCGUCUGUGCACUUCACACGAGCAACGUGGUAAAUAUUUAACGAUGAUCGGUUGUGAUGCAAUCUUUUCCCGACGUUCUAGUUUCUUUCUUUCUUUUUUUUUACCAACUCAGGCGUCACUUUUGCCUCUUACGAUGAAAAAGCUGUGACUGACAAGUGUCUGUGCUACCCAGUGACUGUGCAGUUUUAAACUUGUCCCUUGAAUGUCGACUUAUUUGCAAACUAAGAAAGAAAAUACCUUGCAACUGCAUCGAAUGAUUUUAUAAAGAAUUGCAAGCAUGUUAAAUGCGCUUUCCGAUUCAACCGAUUGUUUGCGUAUUUUCAAAAGUCCUCACCAUGUAAGUAUAUAUGUAUGAAGAAAUAUGUCUGUAUCUAUAUGAAUAUAUAUUUAAAAAAAUGCAACUCUGGCAAUGCAGGCCUUGUGAUCUCUGCAUCUCUGACACAACCUGUCCGAAAUAAAAGUUGCCCAGUGAAAUGUGAAUUAUAUACUCAUAUGCAUGUGACAAUGAUGAUCAUAUUUUGGGAGUGGCAUACGAAUACUAACUUUACUGUGACGUGAUCUUCUGUUGAUAUGGGGCUUGUAUAUCCAAUGCCUUUGACAAUCAUCUGCACAUAUCAGAGUUUAUAUUCCAUGCUGUAAAGCAAUGGGGAAUGAAUGAUUGUUUUUUGUUUUUUUCCUUUCUUUCUUUCUUUUUUCUUUCCUUUUUCCUUAAAUAAAUCCUGAAUGAUCAUGA